AAAGCAUGCCGAGACGUCAUUUCCUUCACCAAUAAGUGCGGCCUUGAAAAUGUCUAUCUUUAUCAGAAAUAAAUGCAAAAUUUGACUUUUUUCUCACUUCCAUAUAAGCAGCUCCGUGGUAAAGACUCACAUAUUGGAGUCAUCUGGAGGUCGGGCUGUUUCUUUCUACAUACAAAGGGGCAUUGAACGCUCAUCGUCUCUGGUAGACACAGCCACACAAUGACUGGCCGUCCAGAGGUCCCCAGCUGUUUCUUGGGUUCAAAACCCAAUUUUGUGGAGCUAAAACUUGAGAGAGACAGCCAUCAGGAGUCCGAGUUUACGGUCGAUGGACAAAACAACAUUGUUAUCACGUUCAAAGCGGGAGUUCCUAUUAAAGUUGUAACUCAACUGAUCCAAGUCGCAACUGAAACAGAUCUGGUGGAUUACGUCUUGACCCAAAGAAAAAACAAAGGCUCCGUGAGCUUCUAUUUGGGAUUCCCGGCCAAUGGCUGGUACAAGUUCCUGGUCUUCGCCCUGGACGAGACGGACCCUGGUGACUCCUGCCCCAACGUCUUCAACUACUUGAUCAACGUGCAGAACAUCAAGAAGCCGGCCAGGCCCUACCCCAGGGUCUACACCAAAUUCUACACCGACUGCGCCUUCCUAUACCAGCCCCUGGUGCUGCACUCCGAGUCCAAGAACCUGGACAAGGUCCAUUUUGAGUUGACCGUGCCCGGGGCCUACAAGGUGGCCCUGCACGUGGUGGACGAGUGGUUCCUGAUGACCAAGAUGGGCGAAGACAAAUGGGACGGGGUAUUUAACCUCUCCAAGUUUAAGAAACCGGGCACCAAAGUGCAAGUAAUGGCCGCCUUUGACCCUGAAGGAACUAUAUACUCGGCACUUUUGGACUAUAUAAUGUAGUUGGCAGAAACAGGUCAGACUUAUACGCUUGCGAAAGUCAUUGAAAGGUGUAAAAUAGAUUGCAAUAUAAAUUAAAACACUAUACAAGGAAUGUUAUCUUUUUUCUUUUGUCUUGGUUACAAAAAUACAAUUAUGUAAUACAUCCCCUGGCUUCUUUCAUCUACAGAGCAAGGAACUAAAUAUUGAUACAGCUGUACUAUUAGAGAAGUAAUGUGAUACAGGAUUGUUUAUACAGUUGCCUUUUCUUUAAAGUUUCUCUCAUAUUUUAGAAUGAAUAUGCAAUUAAAACUGAAAUAAACUGUACAAUUAUGCCCGGAUACGGAUAGGUCGAA
Molecule: messenger RNA, 1232 nt
Organism: Biomphalaria glabrata
Lineage: Eukaryota; Metazoa; Mollusca; Gastropoda; Planorbidae
Exons: 3
Coding region: 220-900 (226 amino acids)
Source: RefSeq, a predicted model, not a curated record